ACUUUUUUACCCAUAAUGCAAAGCGAAGCAGCCACGUAAACGUCACCGCCUGCUAGCUGCGUGUGAUUCCUGUAUGCGUAACAUGCCCAGUGCAGCCUAUUACACGUAACUACAUGAUGAUAAACGUCUUCAACAGGAAAUCAGUGGGACAGCCUCAUCUGUAAAAUGUCUAUGGUGUUGUUUGCCUCUGUGGUUCGCGUGGAGGACGGCCUGCCCCUCUCAGCCUCCACCGACUACGAACAGGAGAAAGACCUCCAGGAGACGAAGAGGCACCUUAAGGGUCUCUCCAAGAAGCUCAACCAGUUCCCUGACCGCUGCACACUCAAGUCCGGACCGUACAAUGUGAACUUCAUAUACUCGCUGGGUGUUGGAUACCUGAUGGUCUGCUCUGGAAAUUACCCUAAUGUGUUGGCCUUCUGCUUCCUGGACGAGCUGCAGAAAGAGUUCAUCAUCACUUAUGACUCCAAACGUAUCAGCAGCGCCGUGCGGCCGUACUCCUUCAUCGAAUUCGACACCUUCAUCCAGAAGACCAAGCAGCGCUAUAACAGCCCUCGCUCCCUAUCCACCAAGAUCAACCUGGCUGACAUGCAGACAGAGAUCAAGCUGCGCCCGCCCUAUCAGCUCUCCCCAGAGGACCUGCAGGCUAUCAAUGGAUUCUCGGUGCGAGCCGCUUCUAAAUACAAGGGCAUAGCCCCCACACAGAUGUUGGAGCCGGCGACGCUUCCAGGCAUUGUGUCCUGUGUGCUCAGCAUCCUCUGUGGAGGCCUGAACCUGCUGAGAGGCGUCCACGCCAUAGAGAGCAUACUACAGAAUGACGAUGAGGACUUUAAUUAUGUGAUUGCCUUCUUCCUCGGCACGGCGGCCUGUCUGUAUCAGUGCUACCUGUUUGCCUACUUCUCCAUCUGGAGGAACAGCAAGUCCUUCUUGGCGUUUGCGCUCAUCUGUCUGUCCAACAUGUACCUGUAUGAACUGAGGAACGUUUGGCAGAUCCUCUUCCAUGUAGCCGUGGGGGCCUUCAUGACCCUGCAAAUCAGACUGAGGCAGCCGCUGGGCAAAGCGCCAGACUACAAUGUCUGACGAAGAGCAAAAAAAAAAAAAAGACUAACACGCUGUAAGUCAGGUGCCCCAGCGGUGGUCUGUCGGACACACUGGAAGCAAAAACAAGCCUUUCCAAUUCACAAGGAGGAAGAGGAGGGGCGAGCGUUUCACCAGAGCAUAAAUGGAUCCGUCUCCGUUCAGAUUCGGAAAGGAAAGUCUGCUGCGCUCCGACUGCUUCACGGAUUUUAUUGGAUUGCUUUUGGAAGCUGCCUCCUCUCUUUUAUUGCGUGAUGAUGAUUUAUGGACUUCUUUUGCACGGCUCUGAUUUAGGUCACAGGCAGGUUUGCAGGAUGUCCACGGCUGCAAACCCCCUGCGCUUGAAAAGGUUUUCUUUUACUGCGUCCAGCGGAAAAAGAAAAUCCUAAUAAAUUUAUGUAUGAUUUCAUCAUUGCAAUUAAAAUGAAGUACCUCUCAGAAGGCAUUGAAACUGAACUCAUAACAUUUUCCCUGUAUCUUCUUGUUAAAGUAGCUCAUUUGUCAGCCGUGAGGUUUGUUAAAUGAAUCCUGAAAUGAAUCCUAAAACUACAUUUACCCACCAGCAGAUAUUUAAUUGUCUUUAUAACUGGAGUAUCUCACUUUGUCUCCUUGGUUCAGGGCCUCUCGUUGAAUUAAAUUGGUCCGAUCCUUGAAAACGUCGAAAAUAUGUCAGAUACCGACAAUCUGUUUGAUUGAAAUUAGACUGGAUUAAAUUUUAUUUUAUAUAAAAACCUGGCUUUUGGCGUAUCGGAGCUUUUCUCUCCCCUGCUCUAAGCUCUCUCAAAGCAGCAGCACCGGUUGCUGACUCGGCUUUAUUCCUGACUUUGUGUGGGGCAGAAAUUUUGACUCAUUUUCUCAGCAGCUUUGUGUGCUUUCAAGGCAUGCAGUUGGAUCACAGAACCAAAUGGACAACAUGUAUCGGGACGUUCCUUUAAGUUUAUCUGAGGUUUGCUGUGAUCCUCGCCCAGGUGGUUAAGAUGCAUCGAGACUUUGAAAACACAAACGCAGCCUCAGCACACCCUCAAAUCCUGCUGGCUAAUGUAUGUAUUGUGUUAGCUGGUCAUGCUACAUGACUGCAGAUCGAAAGGAUCACCUGAACUUGGCUUGAAUAUUUUAAAAUUCUGUUAAAUUUGACAGAAAAUCUGAAAAAAGGUGCAAUAAGGCAAAAAACAUGUACAAUUUGCAAAGUUUUAAAACGAUUUCAGUCAGGGCAUUUUCUGUUUAAUGUUUUACGUUCUGUUUACGUCAGCAUUUUUUGCCACUUUGUUGACCCACAUCUCGUUUAAAAUGUUUCUCUUUUGAAAAAUAUCUACAUGGGAUUGUAUUACAAAAUGCUUUAUUACUAAUGUCUGCAAUGUCAACAGGACCUGCAUCAAAGCUCAAAAGAAGCUCUGCAGUCCGGCCAAAGACUGAAGCUCAUCUUUCUUUUCUUUGGUGUCAUUUCCUCCUUUUUCUUUCCAGUCGUUUCAACUUUGGCUCACAUUUAAAGCUAUUUGGAAGUGAAGUCAGGAGAAAUGAGAUGGAUAUUAACUAAGCAUAAAAACUUGAGCUUUUGAGGGCAGACGCCAGAGUGGGAUUGUGCAAAGUAUAUCAUUGUAAUGACGUCUAGAUACCAGUGCACAUGCAUAGUUUUUAAACUUUAAGAAAAACUUGAAUGCUGGACAUAUUUUGCAAAAAGUCCACGUUGGUGUCAACAUUGACAAUUAGGUGGAGAGUGUGUUAGAAUUUGCGUUGCCAGUUUGUAUUUGUUUCAUUUGUAAGAAUAUGUGGCAAGAAAGUGAAGAAGCAAUCAGAAAACAAAUCUUUAGACUACAAGAGAUUAAAUUGGGCUAAAACAAAGAAAAGCUCCAGCAGGUUGUUUUUUACUUUGAUAGCAAGAGGUAACAACCUGAAAACACUCAGAGAAACUCUAAUCUGAAUUUGUUUUUCUUUUUUUUUUUUACCUUUCAUUUAUAUUCUGCCUACUUACACCUUUGCUUUCUUUCAGUAUUGGUAUUUCUUCAGUAGAAAUGUCCAUUUUUUUGGUCUUGAGGUGAAACUAUGCAACGCUGCCUUCCUGUUUGAGUCACUCAAACUUUAGUUUAUUCACUAAUCAGGGGUGAGACAGUGAUAUCUUUUUUGUUGUUGUCUUUUGCAAGAGCUCGUUAUUUAUUCAAUGACUGAUUUUGAUACAAGAUGUAAUUGUUCAUGAAAUCCGUGUCUUGUUUUUUAAUUGUCGCAUUUUCAUUCAGACGUGUAUAAAUGUGCACUUGUGAUAGCAUAAAGCUCCUGUCGGCUCAGACGGUUAGCAGCCGCAUCCUUCCUCGCCUACAUAGCCUCGAGCGUAUGCCAGUGUCACAAUGACUGUGUGAAUAAACACAUCCGUGUCGCCAACAGCCAA
Messenger RNA from Poeciliopsis prolifica (blackstripe livebearer), 3454 nucleotides. RefSeq names its product SEC22 homolog A, vesicle trafficking protein (gene sec22a). The record is from RefSeq and is a predicted model, not a curated record. Gene Ontology annotation, biological process: endoplasmic reticulum to Golgi vesicle-mediated transport. Bases 166 to 1077 code for a protein of 303 amino acids. The transcript has 7 exons. NCBI's taxonomy places the organism in Eukaryota, Metazoa, Chordata, Actinopteri, Cyprinodontiformes, Poeciliidae.